This is a messenger RNA of Phyllotreta striolata, 1921 nucleotides long. The record is from the annotation of a GenBank genome assembly. NCBI's taxonomy places the organism in Eukaryota, Metazoa, Arthropoda, Insecta, Coleoptera, Chrysomelidae.
UUUCAUAAUUGACAGAAACACCCACAAAAAGAGAUUACGAUACCAUUUUUUCCAAUACUUUUUGAACUCUCUUUGUUAAACAAUCAAACAAGAACAAUUUCGUUUGUACUUUGUCAUCCGAUCCUUUACGAUUUCAACGUUAUGAAUCACCGUUUCGUGAAGAUUGUCUAAGCAAUACAACCUCAAACAUGGAUAAUACCGAUUGUGAGAGCGAAAACCCCGUGAAUAUCAGCGACAGUGAGUCCGAAAGCAACUACGAUGAAGACGACGAGGCCACCCUCAUAGCGCCCCCUCAAGUCGAAGACACCAAAAAUUGCUUAAAGACGAGACACGUUCUGGGCAUACUGGGCUUCUUCGGCUUCGCCAACGUGUACGCUAUGCGAGUUAAUCUAUCUGUAGCUAUAGUAGCUAUGGUGAAUAGUACCCAACCGGUACCUAGUUCUAAUACAACGUUCGACCAAUGUCCAGUACCGAAUAUUACAAAUUCCACGGAACCUGUAAGACCCGGCGAGUUUAAUUGGGACGAACAGACGCAGAGUAUCGUAUUAGGCUCGUUUUUCUACGGUUACGUUUUGACCCAAAUGCCCGGAGGGAGAUUGUCGGAAAUCUUCGGGAGCAAACGGGUGUACGGCAUGGGUGUCUUGAUAACUUCGGUAUUCACUUUGCUCACGCCCAUCGCGGCACGAAUCAAUUUCACGUUGUUCAUUAUAGUGAGGAUUUUGGAAGGAAUGGGAGAGGGAGUGACGUUUCCAUCGAUGCACGCGAUGAUUGCCAGAUGGAUACCGCCAUUGGAAAGGAGCACUUUCGCCGCGUACGUGUACGCAGGCGCCAAUUUGGGCACCAUUAUAUCGAUGCCUUUAUCCGGUUGGCUGUGUUCGUUGGAUUUGGACGGCGGUUGGCCGUUGAGUUUCUAUCUAUUCGGCGUGCUGGGCAUCGUGUGGUUCUUCCUUUGGAUUUUUCUCGUGCACGAUACGCCUUCGACACAUCCACGAAUCGAUCCACAGGAAAAAGCUUAUAUUAUAGCAUGCGUAGGACCGCAGGUAGUGGAUAGAUCGCCGAUUCCUUGGCGUAAAAUGAUGAAGUGCGUACCAUUGUGGGCGAUAUUGGUGACGCAAUGCGGCAAUUCGUGGGCGUUUUACACCCAACUGCAGGAAUUACCGACGUACAUGGGACAAAUAUUGCAUUUCAAUAUACAAGCGAACGCCAUUUUGUCGGCUAUACCUUACCUGACCAGUUGGAUAGCUGGUAUUCUGUUCAGUCUACUCGCCGAUUGGCUACUGAGCAAGGGUUACUUAUCUCUUACUAUGUCGUACAAAAUAUUUAACUCCAUAGCUACCAUAAUACCUUCUCUGGGUAUAUUGGGUGUGGCGUACGUGGGAUGCGAUAAACUGGCCGUGCAAUUAUUAUUGUCCAUAACGGGUGCUUUCGGAGGAGCCAUAUUCGCCGGUAACCAAAUGAACCACAUAGCUUUGAGUCCCAAAUACGCCGGAACCAUGUACGGUUUCACCAAUACGGCCGGGAAUAUGUGCGGAUUUUUGGCCCCUUAUGUCAUUGGAUUGAUCAUCGAAGGAAGAGAAACCCUGGGGCAAUGGAGAAUGGUUUUCUACCUCGCCGCUGGUCUUAGCAUAGGCGGUAAUCUCUUUUACAUUAUAUUCGGGAGCGCUCGGGAACGAUCUUGGGCCAGAGGAGUACGAAGAACGAGCGCUAUUAAUUGACGGAGUCUCUUCGUAGAUGUGACAAUUCGAGCCCCUAGAAUCUCUAGGGAUUUUUUUUAGUACAAUAUUUACUUAUACAUGUAUUGAUAAAAAAAUGAAAUGUGAUCUGUUAUAUACCUACAUUAAGGAUAAAACUAUAAUGUAUUAUUAUAACCAUUUAUAUUCCAAAGUUGAAUCUUAGAAUAUAUUUAUUUUCUUUACUACGA